Molecule: messenger RNA, 1888 nt
Organism: Cryptotermes secundus
Lineage: Eukaryota; Metazoa; Arthropoda; Insecta; Blattodea; Kalotermitidae
Product: NPC intracellular cholesterol transporter 1-like
Exons: 6
Cellular component (GO): membrane
Source: RefSeq, a predicted model, not a curated record
AUACAACGCCUGUACAAUGUUCCUCGACGGUCAGGGACGGCGUGAUGCGUCCAACCACUGAAGAGUUCCAGCAAUAUUUGCCUGCAUUUCUUGUCAGCAAUCCAGUGCCCAAAUGCGCCAAAGGUGGGCAUGCAGCAUACGCCCAGGGUCUCAACUACCUUCUUGAUGACAACAACAAAGCACAUCCACAAGACAGCUAUUUUAUGGCGUACCACACAACGCUGAAGAUUUCCAAAGAUUACUACGAGGCCCUGAGAUCGGCCCGACGUGUAACGGAUGACAUCUCCAAUAUGCUGAAGGAACAUCUGGGGCCGUCCUCAGUGGAAGUGUUUCCAUAUAGCGUGUUCUACGUGUUUUAUGAGCAGUACCUCACCAUCUGGGACGACACCUUCCGAUCCGUAGGAUUCUCUCUGGCUGCUGUGUUCGUAGCUACCCUGGUACUGACGGGGUUCAAUAUAUUCUCGGCGCUGAUCGUGGUCGCCAUGGUAGCAAUGGUGGUAGUCAACCUUGCGGGCUUGAUGUACUGGUGGAGUGUCUCCCUCAACGCUGUGUCGCUGGUGAAUCUCGUCAUGGCUGUAGGGAUAGCGGUGGAGUUCUGCAGUCACAUCGUGCAUGCGUUCAUUCUGUCCACAGAGAAGACACGGAUCCUAAGGGCAACGGACGCUCUUAUCAACACAGGAAGCUCAGUCCUAUCCGGAAUUACAUUGACGAAAUUCGCUGGAAUUGUGGUUCUGGCAUUCGCCAAGUCUCAGAUCUUUCGCAUCUUCUACUUCAGGAUGUACCUGGGUAUUGUGCUGAUUGGUGCGACCCACGGUCUCGUGUUGCUGCCUGUUGUUCUCAGCUACAUCGGUCCUCCUAAAAACGUACAAGGGACGAGUUCACCACUUUACCAAGCCGUCUCGGAGGACCGCAUUAACGGACGAACAACACCCUCAGGGCCUCCUAACAAUCAACGAUGAAAUGCUCACAAACUAACGAAAAUCAAUUUUCGACAUCAUAUUAAAAUUAAAUUAAGAUUGUUUUGACAACAGUGAAAUAGCAGUAGUGCCACCACGAUACCGAAACAAAGCAGGCAAUUAAAAGAAACCGAAAAAAAGAUGAACACAUUGAAGUAUGAAUGGGUAAAAAGGAAUUUAUGUGAUUAUUGUUCAUAGUUUGUACGUUUAAGGAUUGAACCAUAUGGGAAUUGAGCCUCUGAAAUUCUUCUCUUUAAUUCUUGUAAAGACAUCUGUUUCACGUAGCAUAUUUCGUCCUUUACACGGCGAUUAAAAUGCAUCUGAGGGACUGAUAUCCGGUGAACGCGGAGGCCAAGAACUCAGAACUCCUCUGCGCAUCAACGUAAAAUGAGCAUCAAGUGAGCGUAACUAAGCGUCCGUGCUUACAUGUCGUGUCCCUGCACGUAGCCAAUCACGGUCCAGAAAUAAAUAUGAAGACGGCUACUGAUUUCCAUCUGGUGACGACGAUAACAAGCAUAGGGGCAUUUUUGCCUUGCUGCAAGUCUUCUGGGAUGCAAGACCAUGGAGUCCAGCAGAAAUCUACAUAUGUUUCGGAGUAAUUUAGAGUCUAUAUCUUCAGGACCGAAGAGUAAGGCGAAGGAAGGAAACCAGGAACAAUCCGGACUACACGGCGUUAUAUCCCAAGAUAAUUAAUUCUUCAUAAUCACCGCUGUGAUAAUCUCAAAUUCAACUUGCUUACUGCGGGAAAAUUUUCUCCUCAUGAAGAUUUCUACUUCGUUCUGCUUGCUGCCUCCUUCAUGCUAGUUUCUUCCUUGACUUACUCUUCGAACCUGAAGAUGGAGGCAAUAUCUACCUUCGAAACAUUGAUUUUAACCGGAAUAAAACGGCAUUAUUACACAGAAGAGUCUUAUCACGGCGGUUGCAUGGACUUU